UCCAAGCAGCCUGGCUUUAGUUGGCGGUGGAGUAGAGAGCGGCGGGCGCGUGCUUUAAUGUUGUUGAGUGUUGUGCCCGCGCGCGCUAGCAAGGGUUCGUCGGGGCUCGCUACGCUGGUUUGUUUUGGGUGGCGAUUAACGAGCGGUGGCGGCGUCAUCUCUUGCAAGCGUGUUGCGCUAUAGGAUUUGGCGGUAUGGAAUGCAAGCUGGAGGCGCACCGCAUCGUCAGCAUCUCGCUGGGCAAGAUGUACAGCACGCGGGGCCAGCGGGGCGGCGUGAAAUUACACAAGAACCUUCUGGUGUCGCUUGUCUUGCGCAGCGCCCGGCAAGCCUACCUGAGUGAGCUCGAUUGCUCACCUUCGCCUCUCCCUGCUGACCUCUUACCGCCGGCUCCUGGUGCAGAUCCACUCCGGGAUGGAGGAAACCACCCGCCGCUGCCCCUCUUUCCUUCUUCUCCUCGGGGUUUUUUGCCAGCAGCGCAGGCGACGCUGCCUUCGGAACCGCGGGCUUCUCCGUUGCCCCGGAAGCUCCCGCCGGACUGGGAGGCUCAGCGGUUGGCACGCUGCUGCGGCUGUUGCUGCGCUUCUUUAGCAGACGGCGCUGGCAAGCGGCCAGCGGAAGCUCCUUCUCAGCCCUAUUGCCCCAGGAAGCGGAGCUCUGCGGUGCGACGAGGCGUUGCGGCCGAGGAAGCGUCGGCGGGGGGCUCUCCGUUGAAGAAGCCCCGCAGGGAAGACGAGGAGGACAUGGAGACGGGCAACGUGGCCAGUCUCAUCAGCAUCUUCGACUCCAGUUUCUCAGGACUGCUCAGCAAAAAGUCUUCCUCCGGCGACGGGAGGAACGGCAGGCGGCGGAGGCGGCUGGAGAUAGAGGAGGAGGAGGAGGAAUCGGCAGUAGUGGCGGAUGCUGAGCCCGGGCAGAUUUGUUGCGACGAGUCGAUGCUCCGCAAUCUCAGCCCUUGGAGUACCGCCAUCGUGGCUUUCUGAACUUCCCUGCUGGCGUGCCUUCCUCCGGUUGCAUAUGUUGGGACUCCAGAAAAGGGGUUGGCUGGACGUUGAUCCGGACUGAGGCAGUGAUCGGAGGGGUUUGUUUGGAAUUUCAAGCAGACUGACUGCUCUGGGCAGUUCGGUUUGGUAUCCAAUGGAAGCAGAGGACUUGCUCCAUACAAGGCUCGCCUUCUCUAGCAGAGGGGUAGGGUGGGGUGGGGGGUCAUUUGCAAUGGGACUGGACCAGGGCAGGAUGCAGCACUUAAAACAGGGGGCGGGGAGAUGGUCCUCUGGUUGUAACUUUGCAGCCUGCAUGAAAACAUUUUAACUUUUUUCCAUAACCAUUGGAAAGUUUGCUGUAAGCAUAAGAUUACAUUAUGGGGGAAGGGAACAUUUCUAAACCACUAGGUUGAAUGGAUGUGGUGCUGUUAAGGUGUGUUAAUUGCGUCUGCAGAUCUAUGGCUCAAGAGUUCUCUGGGGUUUUGAUUACUCCCAGUCUUUGUUUUAUAAAGACUGUUGGGAGGGAGGGUCGUCAUGGACGCUUUGUACAAUAUCUCCAGUUGAUGUGGUUUUGUAUGAACAUGUAACUUGCGUGUGUAACACGAAUUAAAUAUUUUCACAUUGUUAAA
Messenger RNA from Rhineura floridana, 1612 nucleotides. RefSeq names its product immediate early response 5 (gene IER5). The coding region runs from base 195 to 983 and encodes 262 amino acids. The transcript has a single exon. NCBI's taxonomy places the organism in Eukaryota, Metazoa, Chordata, Lepidosauria, Squamata, Rhineuridae. The record is from RefSeq and is a predicted model, not a curated record.